AUGUCAUCUUGGGAACAGGAGAUUGGUUAACCACUGAGAAAGAAACCAAAAUCAUAAUCGAAUUUGGUAAUGCUAUCAUCUCCAAAUUAUCUAUCUGUAUUUAAAUUUAACUUAAUUAGAAAAGAGAACUAUAAGGCAGAUUAAAUUAAUUUAACACUAAGGGGAGAAAAUUGUGAUGAUCUUUAUUUUGAAAAGGUAAUUUGGAAGAAAAAUGGCAAUUGGAAUGAAACAAGUACUAUUGAAAUAGAGCCAGAUUGUCAAGAUGUAUUCAAUUAAAUGAUGGUUGAAGUCUUUAAUUUUGGUUCCGCAGAUUAUAAGGGACUGAAAAGAAUUAGGGUAUAUGGGAUUCAGGAUGGGUAAUUGUAUAGUUAGAGGAAAAAUAAUGUGAAAUAAUUGAAAAAGCAAUCAAAGAGCAAGUAAUAGCAGAAGGGCGAUUCAUAAGAGAAGAGUUAGCAAAGGGAGAAGAUCUAAAAAAUGAAAAUAAAUGAAUCCUCUCUCAAAAAAAACAAUCAAUGGGGACUAUAUAAUAGAGCCUAAAAUCAAGUCAAUAAAGAGUUUGUGUUUGUGGAUCCAAGAGAGAAAUUGAGGAAUAUUCACAAAAGCCCUUCUCCAAUUAAGGAAGAAAGUCAGUAGUCUAGUUAACAUACUUAUCAAACGCCUAAGCGAUCUGAAACACCAGUCAAAAAGGGGUGUAGCAUUAAUGAAAGGCAUAUGAUAAGGUACAAUCUUAAUCAAAUUGAUAAACAAUUUUUGGAGCUGCAUUAAGAAUUAUAAAAAAGCUCGGGUAUUGGGAAAGAAAUGUAACUAACCUUUGCUAAUUUUGAAGUCUACUGGCUUUAAUGA
This is a messenger RNA of Paramecium tetraurelia, 843 nucleotides long. RefSeq lists its product as uncharacterized. The transcript is spliced from 2 exons. The record is from RefSeq and is a predicted model, not a curated record. NCBI's taxonomy places the organism in Eukaryota, Ciliophora, Oligohymenophorea, Peniculida, Parameciidae.